GUCGUUAUUCCUCGAGCUCACGCUGCAACUACAACCGACCGCGCGCUGCCUUGGCUUCAAGCGAGGAAGAGGCUCGACAGAAAUGGCGGUGACGGCAAGGCGAACAGCAUGAAGUGCUGAUGCAUUACAUGGAUCAAAACUUACUGACUUCCAGGACAGCGUUGGGAAAAUGACAAUGACGUCGAAGUAGGACACCUUUUGUAACUGUCACUACAAACCUACAACACCUUCCCGGGAGAGUUUCAUCUUGUCUGCGGAGGAGAGAAAAUCUCACCGGGAGCAUGGCUUCUCACAGCAACCAGUACAUCUUCGGGGAGUUCAGCCCUGAUGAGAUCAAUCAGUUUUUUGUGACUCCACGGUGUUAUGUUGAGCUUCCUCCGUUCAAUGACAAGGUCCCGUGUGUCACUCAGUCUUCCGGAAGUUACUGCACUCCUGCUGUACCUUAUAUUAUGGAGUCUAUGGGACUGCAGGUUUGCGCAGAAGACUAUCAACACAUUGAGUUUGGCGUUGACGAGGUGAUGGAUUCCAAGUCUAUUGGGGUGAACGAUCCCUUAUAUAAGGUGUCGAGCACCCUCAACCCUCAGGCUCCGGAGUUCAUCCUGGGCUGCCAGCCGGCCCAGAAGGCCCAACAGACAGUUCUUCCAGCAGCUGAUGUCCCAGAUGGAACCCACUUCAACUCGCUGGAUGGCCCUGACUUGGAGGCCUCAGCCCUAGACAAUCACCAGGCCUGCCAGGACAUGGAUGGACUCCCUGGCAGCCUAGGACAGCGAGAGAGGAAGAAAAAGAAAAAGCGACCGCCUGGGUAUUAUAACUACCUGGACCCAUCAACUGGCAGCAGCAGUGCAGCUGAUGGGACGCCUGUGACGGCAUUGGUGAAUGGACAUGCACUUGGUGGCCCACACCACAGUGCUGAAGAUAUGGACGGUAAGGCAGUGUCGGGGGCUGAACUUUCCACCCCUGGCCCUGUCUCAACGGCAACAUCACCAGCUGCUGUGACAGCAGCCAAGUUUCCCCCCACUUCCACUGCCAGUCAGAGGACUUGUGAUAGCCCUGAUGACUCUUCUUUGGACUUAACAAGUGGAGCUGCCUCUUUAUCAGAUGGCAACAAUGCAACUACCUCCUCUUCAUCCUCUUCUCAAAGCAGAGGGAUGACAGAGGGGCCGAGGACUGCAGAUCAGCAGCCAGAUCAUUUGGCUCCACACAGCCCCGAACUUUCAGAUACUCCACACAGUCCCCGCUCCAAAUCACCUCUUGCUCCUUCAGCUGCUGUGGCCACUUGCAUUACGACUACUGAACUGGAGGGAAGGGAGUUGGCAGACAAUGGGGUGGCCAAUGGGCUAACAGAGUCGGAUACUCCUGUCAGUGCAGAUGGACACAAAGAAGACUGUGAGAGUGGGCAGCACGCUCAGCAGGUCUUACCAGACCCUGUUGCCCAGCCGGUAGUGACAGAGCAGGUCCAUUUGUCUGCAAUUCCUGCUGCACCUGCUGCCAACCUCCCCAAAUCUUGGGCUAGCCUCUUCCACAACUCAAAGCCUUUGCCUGGGGGCCCUCAGGCCUUUGUGGAGGUAAAGAAUGCUGUGGAAGUCGUGUCCCCUUCUCCUGCUACACCAGAGCAGCCUGAGAAAGUUGGGGAGGUCAAAGAUGGCCCUGUCCACGUAUCGGAGGAUCCUAUGGCCCCUAAACUUGCAGAACUUAUUGAGAAUGUGAAGUUGAUACAUAAACCAGUGUCUUUGCAGCCGAGAGGACUGAUCAACAAGGGAAACUGGUGCUACAUCAACGCUACUCUACAGGCCCUGAUCGCAUGCCCUCCCAUGUAUCACCUGAUGAAGUCCAUUCCUCUGCAUAAUGAAACGCAGAGACCAUGUACCUCCACACCCAUGAUAGACAACUUUGUAAGGCUGGUGAAUGAGUUCAACAACAUGCCUGUGCCAUCUAAAGCCAAACAGCAAGCUGUUGGUGAUAAGGUCAUGAAAGACAUUCGGCCCGGUGUCCCUUUCGAGCCAACCUACAUUUAUAAACUCCUUACUCUCAUCAAGUCAAGUCUGUCUGAGAAGGGUCGACAAGAGGAUGCGGAGGAGUAUCUUGGCUUCACUCUAAAUGGAUUGCAUGAGGAGAUGCUGGCAUUGAAAAAACUAAUCUCACCUCAGGAAGAGAAAGCUCCGACGCCCAAUGGACCAGAAUCCCAGUCAGGUGUAGAGGAAGAUGUGGCCGAUAAGGAGGAAGAAGGUAGUGAAGACGAGUGGGAGCAAGUUGGCCCCAGGAACAAGACUUCCAUCACUCGCCAAGCUGACUUUGUCCGCACACCCAUCACUGAUAUAUUUGGAGGACACAUCAGAUCGGUGGUCUAUCAACAAAACUCUAAAGAGUCAGCUACUCUGCAGCCUUUCUUUACCCUUCAGCUGGACAUCCAGUCAGAGAAGAUCCGCACCGUCCAGGAGGCUCUAGAAACCUUGGUGGCACGAGAGUCGGUCCAGGGCUACACCUCUAAAACCAAGCAGGAGAUUGAGAUCAGCCGGAGGGUGACUCUGGAAGAGUUGCCACCUGUGCUGGUGCUCCAUCUCAAGAGAUUUGUUUUUGAAAAGACUGGAGGCUGUCAGAAACUGACCAAGAACAUUGAUUACCCCGUUGACCUGGAAAUCAGCAAAGAUCUCUUGUCCUCUGGAGUUCGGAGCAAAGUUGUGAAAGGCCAAAGAACUUACAGGCUCUUUGCAGUUGUCUAUCACCAUGGGAACAGCGCGACAGGUGGUCAUUACACCACGGAUGUCUUCCACAUUGGUCUCAAUGGCUGGCUGCGCAUCGACGACCAGACAGUGAAAGUCAUCAACCAGUACCAGGUGGUGAAGCAGACUGCAGAGCGCACCGCCUACCUGCUGUACUACCGUCGCGUCGACCUGCUGUAGACACACACACGCACAUGCACGCACGCACAUAUACACACACACACACACACACACACGAAUAUUCAAAAUAUAUUCACAAACGCACACAAAAACAUACUACAUGCUCAAAAUGCACUUGUUGACAUUACAGUACAUCUACACAUGACACAAACACGCACCAGACUAAUGAACAGGAACACUGCCCAACUUGUUCUCUUGCAAGAUUUUCCUCUUCUUCCCUCCUGUCCCUGCUUUCCUGAGAACCAGCUUUUCCAACACCUUUUUCCUUGUCUCUCUUUUUUUUUUCUUUUUUUUUUUUUUUUUUGAAGAAGAGAAGCAAGCUGCAUUCACAAAGAUUUCCCUGUGACAGCGAUCUCUUCUCUGUGCACCACUGCUGUUUUUUUGUUUGUGGGGUUUUUCUUUGUUUGUUUGUUUGUUUUUUAAAAAGCAACAAGGAAGGACUGUUGAAUAGACAGAGGUGGGGUUGGGGGAUACAGGUUAGGACCUGAGACUCACCUCUGGCUGAGCCCACAGCUCGGCUCAGAUAGCAAACAGUGGACUCGCACACAGGAAGAACUAUCUACCACAGGCUGCAAGUGGACUGCUGGGGUAAUUUCACUUUCGUACAGUGUUUGCCUUUUGGUAAAGGAGAACUGUUGGCCUAAUGGAUUUGCAGCAGUUGAAAAACCUAUUUGAAUUUGCCCUAGUGCAUUGAUAAGGCCCAGCACCAGCAUUAUCAUGAGUCUCUCCUCCCAAGGCCAGAUCGUCAUCUUCUCUGCCGCCGCCACCACCACCACCACCACCAACAACAACAGCUCCUCCUCUUCAAUUUCCUCACUUUAAUGAUGCUUUCAAAUCUAGAUACAACUUAACCCAUCGAGAACAAAUGGUAGCUGGCACAUUGAAUGGCACCUGAACAGCCUCCUUGUCUGAGAGAUCCUUGUUAUGGUAUCUGGGUUUAGAUUUAGAAAGGUUAUCCAAAAAAAAAAAAAAAAAAAAAAAAAAAUUAAUGCGCUUUAGAAUUUAAUAACAAAUAAGCUUCUGUGCACAGCGUAUAAACUGAUUGAUGAUCACAACAUGACAAGCAAAUGCAUAUUUUGCAAAUAUUUAGAUUAAAAUGUUAAAAAUACAUAAAAAUACAAAAAUCUAGCUGACUGAAAACUAUGGUCCUUAAGGACCGUUCUAGUUUUUAGACUCAGUUCUUGCACUGGAGAGAUGGCAACCAAUCAAGACAGAUUCCACUGCAAAACCUGCCCUUGUUUACUUUGUACAUUUCCUCUUCUAUUCAUUGAUUUGUUUUUGUUCUUGUCUAUAGGUUCCACCUGUGUAUAGGUGGCUUAUCAGUGUAGUUUUGAGCCACACCAUCCCUCUUACCCCCUACUCAGCAGAAAGCGGGGGCUGCCUUAGGUUCAGUGUGUGAUGUUUUUCCACUCAGUGUUCAAGUCUAACCCUAAUCAGGCACAAACAGCAAGUCUAAUGUCUGUGACAAGUUAGGGGAAUGUACCUGACACCUGCUUAUUAACUCUUUUUGUGGCUCAGCAUUUCCUCCCAGUCGAGGGAAGCUGAGUGUUGAGGGGAUGUGGGACUACAUCUGUGCUAAGGUUGGUUUAAACAGCCCGGACAUGUGCACAAAAGGAGUGUUUGCUUUUGUUGAAGAUAUUGAUUUUUGAAUCAUUCAUGGAUUGUGAUGAUUUUUUUUUUUUUUUUAGAGCUACUAAAUGGUGUUUUUUUUUUUUCUUCUUUCUUUUCGUGAUUUAUCAUUUAUUGGAUGUCCCCAUGCUCCUGCUCCCUUUGGAAAAAUAUGCUUGCAUUUGAAUUGGUGUUUGAAAAGAAAUUACACAGGUUAAAGCACAACAAUGAAUAAAAUUGAAAUAGUUCUUUGCUCGAUAUUUAUUUCCAUUUUGUCAUUUUCUCGUUUCAUUGUCUUGUUGUUGUUUGUUUGUUUGUUUGUUUUUUUUUUUUUGCUCAAGACCCAUUUCAUUCCACCCACCAGUGUCAGAAUCUCAGUGUUAACACUUUACAAAAUGUAAUCAGCUCAAGUAUUUCUACAUGAUCUAGGUUUGUGUACUUUUAUCCACAAAAAAAAAAUCCUACUUGUUGUCUCAGACUUGACUUUGUCACACGUAGUUGUGUAUCAAUUAAGGCAAGAUACACAGGUGAGAAGGCAGUUGUCCGACAUCGUCCUGCCCCAGAUCAAAAAGAUGCUGCAGUGUAAAGACAUUUUUCCUGUAUUUUAAUAGCGGUGCAAGCAUUUAAAUGAACACGUCCCUUACUUGAUCAUAAGUUCAUGAAGACUGAUUAGGUACAGUAUUUCAAUUUGAAAGCUAGUUUUGUACCAAAUUACAGUUUCAUAUUAGAUUUCAAUUCUUUUCGGUGUCUAUGUGAGAUAACAUCAUUAUGUGGUGCACAGUGUCUAUUGACUUUUGUGGGUUUCAGUCAGAAACCUUUCCCAGGUAAACCAAAGGACAACAUCAUACAGGCCCUGCUGCCUUUCUUUCAGUAUAUGUGUAUUCAUAUGUCAUUUUGCCUUCUCCGUCAGAGGUCUCGUAGCCAUGUCUCGUCUCAGUCCACUACUCAUUCCACGCGGGAAACUGAGGCAUGCCGUUUAGACAGUACAUCUUCAUCAUGCAUAACUUUAAUGAUAGUUUGGUUGUGCUACUGGCUUUUCAGUCAUUUGUGCACAAUUAUGACUGUUUGUUUGCAUUUUUUUCUUUCCCCCUUUGAAGAAUGUUUUGAGAGUUGGGUCUUUGAACGGACACCUUGAGCUUUCUGUUGUAUAGUUUUGUUUCAGUCUCUCAUGGCUGGUCAGGAAAUGUGCUGGUGAAAUGCUUCAAUAAUGUCUCUCUUUUAAGUAUGUGCUCCUAACACUGUUGUCUGCUGGGAAUUGUUGGGAUAUUGACCUAAAAACAAAAUCUAUACUGUCUUUUAAUUUUAAGCCUCCAGCAUUCUAUUUUGUUAAUUGUUCAAAUAAAGGAUUGUGCAAAAAGCA
This is a messenger RNA of Scatophagus argus, 5868 nucleotides long. RefSeq names its product ubiquitin specific peptidase 10 (gene usp10). The transcript has 15 exons. Gene Ontology annotation, molecular function: cysteine-type endopeptidase activity; cysteine-type deubiquitinase activity. Bases 282 to 2900 code for a protein of 872 amino acids. Gene Ontology annotation, biological process: regulation of autophagy; DNA damage response, signal transduction by p53 class mediator; protein deubiquitination. Gene Ontology annotation, cellular component: cytosol; nucleus. Lineage: Eukaryota; Metazoa; Chordata; Actinopteri; Scatophagidae. The record is from RefSeq and is a predicted model, not a curated record.